ACGCAUUUGGCGCUUGCUCGAUUCGCCGUGUUUUAUCCAUCGGAGGAUGGCAACAUCGGAUCUUAAGAGAACGUCUUGCGUUGCCCAAACACGCUUGGAACGAAAUCUUGCCACUUGAAUCAAGUCAGCACGAGCAGUCUAGCUACCGGAAUCUUGGCCACCACCCUCACUUAUUGCUUUGGCGAGGUCGGGUUGAUACGCUAUUGAGUCAUUGACUCUCGAAAAUGAAACAAUGCACUGCUCCCUUGAUGGAACGACGCAACCGGUGCUUAACUAUCUAGGGUUGCACUCACCGACAUCGGAUACUUGUGCUCACCCCAUGCCUGAGACCAGAGUGGUCUGCUGGGUUGCGGUUCCGCAUGAAGAUAAAAGGCAGUCUUGCCACUUGCCAGAAUCCUUUCACUCAUCAAUCCUGUCAACCAAUCUCACAUACACAACACUCAUACCGAUAGUACUAUCAUUAAGAAAUCUCCUUCAUUACACAUUUCCCUCUAUAUUUCAGUCUUAAUCCUGACCGUCUUUCUUUCAAUCUAAAUAUUUCAUAUCGAACAAAAUGCGCUGCGUCUUUUUCGUUAUCAUCAGUGUUGGCAUGUACGCUGGCUAUGUUUCUGGCGACCAGACGCCUAUCCCAAGCCCCAACCCAGGAGCCGACACCACAAGCAAGUUGGCGGAUAAUCAGCAGCUACCCCCGCCAGUGCCUAUGGAGUGCAAGAAUACAUACGUACCCGUCUCGGAGCGCGAUAUAGCUGCAAUUGAGAAAGAAGAUAACGCGAAUGACCCGAACAAGAAAGGCUCGGACGCUGCCGCCACACCAGAUGCCGAUUUGAGUAAACUUUCUGAUGAGCAAACAAUGGCUAUCUGCGAAGCAGCGACGGAUUCUAAGCCAGGACUUUGCGAAAUUAAAUCUUGCAAAAUUCCACAGAACCCUGUUUGUACUCAGUGCACCGAAUUGGACAAGGAUAGCAAGGACUUCACCGAAGUGAAAGGCGCAACUCCAGUUGACAAAAUUGAGUGCGAUUCUGGUUAUUCUUUAAAGACCCCAGAAAAUAAACAAAAAGGGAACAUGUGCAUGACAAAGGAAAAAGGCUAUAUGUGCGCUGGGGACUGCCAAGGUACAAUUGCAUGCCAAACGUGCUACACUGACAACAAACCCGCAAACUCUGGAAAACCCAACCCAACCCAGUGAUGGGGAGGAUUUCCUGUUGAUUUUUCUGGUCUUCUUGGCUCAGUUAUUUCCUUUACACAUGAUAAGGGUUGAUUCUUUGAAAAUUUCACAAUUUAUAGAUGGACUUUUUGAACACAUGGGCAUCAUUUGCUAGUGUUGCUUCAUAUCUUUUGAAAUUACACAUUCUCUCAUAAAAUUUGAAUUCUGAGCUAUUUGUGAAUUUCAAAUCAAGUUGGAUCAUAUUUCAAAGACCUACUGAAGACUUGCCAGCAUCCAGUCAUUGGAUAUGGUCUUUGGUUGGAAAAACUGAUUGAAGAAGGAGAAAU
Molecule: messenger RNA, 1491 nt
Organism: Puccinia graminis f. sp. tritici CRL 75-36-700-3
Lineage: Eukaryota; Fungi; Basidiomycota; Pucciniomycetes; Pucciniales; Pucciniaceae
Exons: 5
Coding region: 554-1186 (210 amino acids)
Source: RefSeq, a predicted model, not a curated record